Scutellospora calospora is the source of this 353-nucleotide messenger RNA. NCBI's taxonomy places the organism in Eukaryota, Fungi, Glomeromycota, Glomeromycetes, Diversisporales, Gigasporaceae. The record is from the annotation of a GenBank genome assembly.
AAGUUAGUGAUAAUCCUAGAAAACUUGGUAUUUGUGAAUUUCACUUUAAUUUAGAUCAAACUCCUGAUCUUCAUCCAACUGAAUUAAAACAAAAUACUAAACCUACUUCUGCUUUAAUAUCUUAUAAACAAUAUCUUUAUUGCAAUUAUAAUUUUUAUAUAUUUACAAGAGGAACAAAUUGUAAAGCUCAUACCUGGUAUAUAAUUAGCAAAGAUAUUAUGUUACUAUAUAUUACUUUAUAUAUAUACAAUACUUUAAUAACUCAUGAAUCAAUAGACAUAUUUAUAUAUCUUCAAGACAAGAGAAAAAAAGAGCUGAUUGUAUUAAUGCUCACAAAGAUGAGAAUAAAAUAG